AUGGCUCUUUCUACAUCUUGGAUAAAAAAAAACAUGUUCCCAACUUGUGAUGAGAAGAAGGGAUUGGAUACCAGCCCAAACAGGCGGCUGACGGAAGCGGAAGUCAGAGUGAAGAGAUCUUUGGAGAAACUUUCGAUUCCUGAGUGGUACCUGAAUAAUUCCUCCAAACCACCGAAGAUUCUGAUAAAUAAAAGUGCACUUGAGAAUCGCCCUGCACCCUGGAAGAAUAAUAGGAAGAAUUCCUCCAUGUCUGCGCUCACCACUAAAAAUUUCAAAGGAAGCAACAAAUCCGUCUUCUCCGACGCUCAGAGCUUCACAAACUUACACAAGCUCUACCGGCAGGUCCAAAAAACCCAAGACUUCACCUCAAAAUCCCCGGACAGCUCAAUGAUCGCCCAGAACGGCACCCUCGAGCGCAAGCACUCAAAACAGAAGAAGCGCCUGAACGCCAGCGGCACCUUCCCCCGGAUGUCGAUCUCCCGAAAGAUCCAGAACAUUAACAUCGUCCUGCCGCCCCCUCCGAAGCUGGACCUGAGCCUAGAAGCUCUCAACGAUUUGAAGUUCUCCCUACCGAACGAGGACCCCCCGUCAGAAUCCAAAAAGAUAAUGGUGACAGACCUGGACGACCCGGACCCCGAGUGCCUGCGCAUUCGUCGUCAGACGUACACCAAGCCGACAACUCCCAAGAAGCCGAGGAGCCCAGACUGCUCGAUCCCCUGCAGAACCCCCGACUUCAGGUCCUCGUUUCUGAUGAACUUCAAGGUCCGAACGUCGUCUACGCCCCAGGGGUCCCCCGUCUCCGUCUUCUCGACGUCAACAAUGGAAUCUCCGAUAUCCAGACCUAUUCGUCGUGAGUCUGUCUUCAACUUCUCGGACAUCAUCUCCUGCUCACCCCCGGUCAAACCCUUCCGUCAAGCCUCUCCAGAGCCUUACCACAAGUCCCUGUUCUUCCUUCCCCGAGUCGAAGCCCCCCCGCCCCCAGAGGUUAAGCCUCCGAUCCUCAAACCUCCCCGUAAAGACGCCCCCAAGCCCCCGAAGGAGUCCCCCCCAGCACCGGAACCAACAGCUCCCCGCAGACCAUCACCUCGACCGACAUCAUCACCCUCCAGCCUCCUCGAGAAGCUCCAGCUCUGCGACUCCUGCAGGGCCGACAACGUUCGCAUUCGCGUGAUCAUGGUGUCCCCAGCGCGAUCCCCCAGAACGUCUCCAUCAUUCCGCAGUCCCCUGUUGCCGAUCAGUGAGGACCAGAAGAUGACUGUGUCACGCAACAGCUCCAACGCCUCCUCCAACCUGGCGUUCAUCGUGUCGAAGAAGAAGUCGACAGCAAUGGAGAAGAUAAUCAAGAAGACACGGACGGGGGAGAUGUCCCUCAUUCAGGACAUCAUCGAGGAGCUCCAGGAGAAGUGCCGGUCCUCCCCCCAGCCGACGUACACGUCCCCGGGGUCCAGGAAGUUCGUGAGGAAGCUGGUGAGGGCUCUCGAAAGUACUGACACUGAUGAGGACGAGAAUGGGUACGUGAACUGCAAGAGUGAGACUGAGACCUGCAGCAGUGAGGGGGGCAGUGAUGCGGAUAUUAAAUCGGCGGCGUCGUCGACAUCUUUGAGCUUCAAGGAAUCUGACAGUGGGAGUGAGGGUGAGCCGAGGUCGCCGACCCUGUCGUCUGAGCCGGAUUACGACUGGAUGAUCAAUGCUAAGAAGGAGGAGAAACUCAAGGAGGAGGAGGAGGAUGAGGAGUCUGUCUUCUGGGUCCCAGUGAAGAAGUCGCUCCCCAGGACCAGCUCAAUGCUCAGUAUGAUAACGACCUCGGGAUCCGGGAGACAGUCCCCCUGCAUUAGCCCCAUUAGAGUACAGCACGGGGCCAGAACGUUCCAGUGGGGAAACUCCUGUGACAGCUGGGGGAAUACGUAUAGGCAGAGCAAGAGCCAGCUGCCCAAGAGACUCUUCAGGAUCGAUGAAUCUGGGGUGAUUGAUUCGGGAUAUUCUGACAAGUCGGAAAGAUCUUUCGUCACUGAUGCUGGAGCCUCCUGGUCGGAUUUCGAAUCGACUCAGAGCCCCAGUGACCUCGAAUCGUUCUCUGGGACCAUCUCCAGGCCGAACAAGGCAAUGGAGAGGGGAAAUGUUUUCAUUGGGCAUUCCAUAGUGGUUUAG
This is a messenger RNA of Diachasma alloeum, 2148 nucleotides long. RefSeq names its product proteoglycan 4-like. Bases 1 to 2148 code for a protein of 715 amino acids. The transcript has 2 exons. The record is from RefSeq and is a predicted model, not a curated record. NCBI's taxonomy places the organism in Eukaryota, Metazoa, Arthropoda, Insecta, Hymenoptera, Braconidae.